CAGCUGACGCGGUUGAGCAACAGUUAAUAGAUUUCAGUUUGGGUGUUAUUUGUAACAAUAUUUAUACCAAAGCUCAAAUAAUUUACGUGGUGCUCGUGUUAUUAAAUAUAUUGUGUUCAAUUUUGUGAAUAAUUGUUCCACGGGUAGGUAGUGCCCGCUCACCUACUCUAAGUCUGUCUGGGUGAAUUUUCGGCUGACAUGGGAAGCCUGCAGGAACUGAUAAAGGAACAGGGAGACCUGGUGCGACGGCUAAAGAGCGCCAAGGCCGAUCCCAAGCAGGAUUUUAAAGAAUCGUUGGGAGAAGUAAAUCGAGCUCUGUCAAGGCAGAGCUACGUGUGUGGCUGCUGUCCAUCCAAGAAAGACAUAGAGCUCUUUAACUCGUGUAUUUCUUGUGAAAACGGAGGCUAUGGUAACUGGCCUCACUUGAAACGAUGGUUUGAUCAUAUGAAAAGCUUCAGUUCAGAGGAAUGCGCUGGAUUCCCUGAAUUAAAGCCAUGUAAUAGCAAACUGUCAAGCCUAAUUAGUGGCCUUACCACUUUUUCCACUAGUGAUUUAGACAAAAAGAUCAAAGAAGAGGUUGACAAGCUUUUGGAACUGAAAGCUCAACUUGGUGAUAAAAGCAGUGGCUCACAGAAACUCGUUCUCAAAACUCCAAAAGGCACAAGGGAUUAUGACCCUGAGCAGAUGACAGUGAGGCUAAAAGCCAUUGAAAAAAUUGUUUCUAUUUUUAAAAAACAUGGUGCUGAAACGAUAGACACUCCCAUUUUCGAGUUAAAGGAUGUACUGACUGGAAAAUAUGGAGAAGACUCAAAAUUAAUCUAUGACCUCAAAGAUCAAGGUGGUGAAAUUCUUGCCUUGAGAUAUGACUUGACUGUUCCUUUUGCUCGAUACUUGGCAAUGAAUAAGAUAACAAACAUCAAAAGGUAUCACAUUGCCAAAGUAUACAGGAGGGAUAACCCAGCAAUGACUAAAGGAAGAUACAGAGAAUUCUACCAAUGCGAUUUUGACAUUGCUGGGCAAUACGAUCCAAUGCUACCAGAUGUAGAGUGCCUACGAAUCAUUUACGAAGCUCUGAAGGCACUGGAUCUAGGUCCUUUCCAAAUAAAAGUAAACCAUAGGUGCUUACUGGACGGGAUAUUCGCAGCAUGCGGAGUGCCCGCGGAAAAAUUCAGAAUCAUAUGUUCUUCGGUCGACAAACUCGAUAAGAGCCCGUGGCAGGAGGUGAAAAAGGAAAUGGUUGAAGAGAAAGGCCUAGACAGUAGCGUCGCAGAUAAAAUCGGCGAGUACGUACUUCAGAACGGAGGCAAAGAGCUCGUAGACGAGCUAAGGAAGGACGCUGUUCUGGUAAAGCAGAACUCGGCCGUGCAAGGCCUUGAUUCGAUGGAACUUUUGCUCAGUUACUGCGACCUUUUCAAAAUCUCGGACUGUCUUACUUUCGAUCUUAGUCUAGCGAGAGGUCUAGACUAUUAUACCGGGGUUAUCUACGAAGCAGUGUUAACUGGUGAUAACGUGGAAGUGGGCAGUGUAGCAGCUGGUGGUCGAUAUGACAACCUCGUUGGCAUGUUUGACCCGAAAAACAAGCCGGUACCCUGCGUAGGUGUGUCGCUUGGCAUCGAACGCAUCUUCAGCGUCAUCGAAGGAACAAUCGCCAAGAAAGGCUCAAAGGUCCGUACCACAGAUGUACAGGUAUUUGUUGCUGCAGCGCAGAAAAACCUUCACGAGGAGCGAAUGCGGAUUCUCAUCGAUCUGUGGGAGAACGAAAUCAAGGCCGAGCAAUCCUACAAAAAGAGUCCAAAGCUGUUGGCUCAACUGCAGCACUGUGAAGAGUACGGCAUACCUCUGGCUAUCAUCAUUGGCGAAGGUGAGCUGAAGAAGCAGGUGGUUACGUUGAGGGAUGUCAAGACGAGAGAAGAGACGUCCGUGCCGAGGGAUCAACUCAUCCAAGAGCUAAAAAAACGUUUAGCUAACUUAUCCAUGGAGCAGUAGGAGUGAUACUAUUUCGAGGAGGUUGUCUUGGUUUUCAACUUUCUCGAGGCAUGUCAAAUGUCGAUUUCAACAAAGUACCCCAAAGAGGCUUCAAAACUUUGUAAAUAUCUUUCUCGCCUCUUGGUUAAAUUAAACACUAUUACUCAGAAAUCAAUAUUUCUUGUAACGUGUGAAAAUUUUGCGCAACGUUCUCGCAGUGCGAGGCACUUUGAACAGUCGGUGAAGAAUGAUCUUCCAUCCUUAGACUAAUUCACGUUCACUAGGUAUCUUUGCUCCGUUGAUCUUACCAACUGUGUCACGCAAUAGUAAGGUCUGUCAGAGGAGAAUCCAAAGAUGUUUCCUUACCCUUUGACGCAUUAAUAAAUUAUGUACACUUGCAAUCG
This is a messenger RNA of Copidosoma floridanum, 2369 nucleotides long. RefSeq names its product histidine--tRNA ligase (gene HisRS). Gene Ontology annotation, cellular component: mitochondrion; cytosol; cytoplasm. Gene Ontology annotation, molecular function: RNA binding; ATP binding; histidine-tRNA ligase activity. The record is from RefSeq and is a predicted model, not a curated record. Gene Ontology annotation, biological process: mitochondrial translation; histidyl-tRNA aminoacylation. Lineage: Eukaryota; Metazoa; Arthropoda; Insecta; Hymenoptera; Encyrtidae.